Messenger RNA from Carya illinoinensis, 1022 nucleotides. Its product is annotated as protein VTE6, chloroplastic. Gene Ontology annotation, cellular component: chloroplast inner membrane. The transcript is spliced from 6 exons. Lineage: Eukaryota; Viridiplantae; Streptophyta; Magnoliopsida; Fagales; Juglandaceae. The coding region runs from base 120 to 1007 and encodes 295 amino acids. The record is from RefSeq and is a predicted model, not a curated record.
CCAGCUGUCACCUAUUAUUUCAGUCCCUCCGCUCCCCACUCUCCGAAACCCUCUUCAAAGGGACCAUAAUUAUCUUCCAAAACCCUAAUUCAAACGCUAACUCCUGUAGAACUCCAAAGAUGAUGGUGACCCAUGCAGGCAGCGCGCAGAGCGCGCUAUCGGAGGCAAUCAAGCUGAUCCGGUCCUCCCCUCCCACGUGGCAGUCCGCCCUCCUCAACAACGUCUUCAUUUUUGUUUUGGGUUUGCCAAUUCUGGUCUCUGGGCUAUCUCUUUCAGGCAUUGGUGCUGCUUUCCUUUUGGGCACUCUCACUUGGCGUGCCUUUGGUCCCCCGGGUUUCCUUCUCGUUGCCACUUACUUCAUCAUUGGCACAGCGGUGACAAAAGUGAGAAUGGCACAAAAGGAGGCACAAGGGGUUGCUGAGAAGAGAAAAGGAAGGAGAGGACCAGCUAGUGUUAUUGGUUCCAGUGCUGCUGGUUGCUUCUGUGCUUUUCUUUCAAUCUUUGGAGUAGGGGGAGAGGCAUCUUCUCAGGUUUUGAAACUCGGAUUUGUUGCCAGCUUUUGUACAAAGUUGAGUGAUACCGUCUCAAGUGAGAUAGGGAAGGCAUAUGGCAAAACAACGUAUUUAGUUACCACGCUUAAGGUAGUCCCAAGGGGAACAGAAGGGGCUGUGAGUGUCGAGGGAACCAUUGCUGGAUUUUUGGCAUCAUUUCUUCUUGCCUUUGGUAGUUGUGUCAUGGGUGAGCUAGGUGCAGCUGAAGCUAUAAUAUGCCUAAUUGCUUCCCAGAUUGCUAAUGUUGGGGAAAGCAUAAUAGGUGCUGCGCUUCAGGAGAAGGAAGGAUUUCAAUGGCUCAACAAUGAUGUUGUCAAUAUUAUCAAUAUAUCCAUGGGCAGCAUUAUAGCCGUCCUCAUGCAGCAGAUGGGAACAGAUUUUGCCCUAGCUCCUUCGGAACAAAGCCAGGCCACACAAAAGAAGGAAAGGUUGGCAGUCUCAAGGAUAAGCGGUUGAGCAACUGAGAAGAGC